This is a messenger RNA of Lathyrus sativus (Indian pea), 237 nucleotides long. The record is from the annotation of a GenBank genome assembly. NCBI's taxonomy places the organism in Eukaryota, Viridiplantae, Streptophyta, Magnoliopsida, Fabales, Fabaceae.
AUGGGGAGGGGGAGGGGACGACCGAAGAAGGAAAAUGUGUUAUCUCCCCUGAUUCGUACUCUGGAACUAGAGAAAGGUACGAAGAGUUGUAGCACCUCAAGAAGCAUUAGAAGUAGUAAACAUGAGGGACAAGAUGAGGGUGAAGGUGAAAAAGGGGAUUCUACAAUCCCUGAGUUUGAAACAACUGGUCAACAAGGAAAGGUGAACAAUGAAGAAGACCAACCUAAAAAGCUAUAG